Molecule: messenger RNA, 1584 nt
Organism: Planococcus citri (citrus mealybug)
Lineage: Eukaryota; Metazoa; Arthropoda; Insecta; Hemiptera; Pseudococcidae
Exons: 5
Coding region: 241-1428 (395 amino acids)
Cellular component (GO): extracellular region
Molecular function (GO): chitin binding
Source: RefSeq, a predicted model, not a curated record
AUCAGAUUACUAGACACGAUGAUGUUGAUUAUGUGAAAGUGCGGUGCCGGCAAUGAUGUGGUAAAAUCUUUCUCAGCUCUUUCGUCAAAUCAUAUCGCAUAGAGUGAUACCUUCUUUUAAGCUUGCUAUGCGCUCUGUACAAGUUUAUAGUUGAUUUUUUUUUUAAAUUUAAAUAUAUUAUUUCGGUCGUGAUUUUUUUGUUUUAAAUUAGUUAAUUUAUACGUAAUUAUUUUAUUCAGAAUGAUGAAAUCAGCAGUGCUGUGCCUUGUGCUAACAUUAACGAUAGUAUAUGCAGAUGACGAAGAAUACCAAAGAGAUAUAAGGCAGUCGCCAGUAUUUUUUCAAAAUGGUCCACCUCCUAGAGGAGCUCAACCUCAAAAAGGCCAACAACCAUUUCCCGGUACAUUAGUUCCUAAAUUUAUACCUUUCGGUGGCGCUCCUCCGCAAGGUUUCAGACCAGCACCUCAAGUAGUCGAUGAAGAAGAGGAAGAAGAAAUAGAAAAGAAUUCAAUCGCUCCGUCGCCGUCGACUCCUCCUCAGCAACAAUUUUUGCAUUUUAGACAAUCUCAAGCUUCACCCCAACAAGUUAUUCAAUUCAGACCAACAUCACCUUUACCACCUCAACAACCAAUCGCAGCAGCUCAAAUUUUACAACCGCAGCAAGCUAUUUUGAAAGGACGUCCUAACCAACAAGAUUUCCAAUUACGUAGACCUCAAAAUAUCAAGAAUCAAUUAGGCCCUCAAGCUUUAUCGGAAGAAGAAUUAGAAGAGAAAGAAGAACCAGAUAGGUUGACAGAACUUCUACCUCAAUCAAAAUUCAGUUGUAAUGGCAAGAAAACUGGUUACUACGCUGAUGAUGGAUUAAACUGCGAAGUGUUCCAUUACUGUCAAGAUAACGCAAGACAUUCGUGGAUAUGUCCUGAAGGAUUUUCAUUCCACCAGGUCCAUUUGAUUUGCAUGCCACCCAGCAGUGAUAAUAUUUGCCAGCAAUCUUCGCAGUUCCAUUUCGUCAACGAUUUCUUAUACAGACCUAUCAACGCCGAAGAAGCUCAAACUCGUCCGAAUGUAACUAUCCGAUACGCCGAUCGUUACUAUCCGGAGAACUAUUACGAAGGUCCACAAGACGAGGAAGCCGGUGAAAAUGUCCGAAGCUUUCAACAAAGACAACCACCACCACAGUUCCAAGUCCAAGCUCAACAACCAAGGCCGGCGAGACCAACGCAACCGCAAUUCCAAGCUACUUUAAGACCUUUAGCUCAGUUACCGCAGCAUUUUACCAGACAGCCGAUUAACAAUCAAGCUUUCCAUUCGCCCGAAGAAGUAAAUAUUCCAUUACAAAGUAGAAGACCUACUCCAGCUGUAUCUCAAAGAGGUGGUCAUCCGCCUCCUCAACAACAACAAAAUUUCGAUUUCGAAAAUCGUAAAUAAAUCAAUAGUAAAAGAACUGUGCCAAUUGUAUUAAAUCUUUUUUUUUAUGUACUUAAUUUAAAAUACUUUCUUUGUAAUAGCAUUUACGUUAAAUUGUGUUUAUGUGUAUGUAUUAAAUAUUAUGUAUUUUGAAAUUAAAACGUUUGUGUUUAUAAA